AACAGCGGGUGGCAGCAGUACUCCAGCGGUGCGCUUUCCGUCGAUCUGGACCGGAGAGAAGAAGAAAAAAGUUGUAGCAUGACCACUCUGUCACGGAACAUCGCGUGGACUUUAGUUCGGUUCAAACUGGGAUGCGGGAAGAAACCGUUUUUGUCUUCGUUCUUUUCCAGACACUGUUGUUCAGACCGCACUAAAGGAUCGCAGCAGCGCGCUGGAGCUGUCCUAAAGGGCUUUGUUUAUCCAGAAGCUGCUCUCAGUUGGUUUUCAUCACUUGGUUGCGUUUCAGCUGUUCAGUUGGACAGGAGAAUCAGCAUGUGUUCCAGCUCAAUGUCACACAGGAUGGUGUGGGUGGACCUGGAGAUGACAGGUUUAGAUGUUGAGAAGGACCAAAUCAUUGAAAUGGCCUGCAUCAUCACAGACUCUGAUCUGAACAUUAUAGCAGAGGGACCAUCCAUGAUCAUCAACCAACCAGAUGAGCUUCUGGAUGGAAUGUCGGACUGGUGUAAAGAGCAUCAUGGGAAGUCAGGACUGACCCAGGCUGUCCAAAACAGUAAAAUGACCCUGGAACAAGCAGAGUAUGAAUUUCUGUCCUUUGUCAGGCAGCACACUCCACCUGGACAAUGUCCCCUUGCCGGGAACUCUGUGCAUGCAGACAAAAGGUUCCUGGACAAGUACAUGCCACAAUUCAUGUACCAUCUUCACUACAGAAUCAUUGAUGUCAGCACCAUCAAAGAGCUCUGCAGACGGUGGUUCCCAGAAGAAUUCAAGAUGGCACCUCAUAAGAGCGCAACCCACAGAGCCCUAGAUGACAUAAAGGAGAGUAUUAAGGAGCUGCAGUAUUACAGAUCCUGCAUUUUCAAAGCACCAUCAGAGGAAAAGAAACACAAGAUUGUAGAAAAUAGUGGCAAUAAAAGGUGUUAGUACAUGAAUGAGA
Gambusia affinis (western mosquitofish) is the source of this 934-nucleotide messenger RNA. It is a transcript of the gene rexo2, whose product is annotated as small fragment nuclease. Gene Ontology annotation, cellular component: mitochondrion. The record is from RefSeq and is a predicted model, not a curated record. Lineage: Eukaryota; Metazoa; Chordata; Actinopteri; Cyprinodontiformes; Poeciliidae. Gene Ontology annotation, molecular function: nucleic acid binding; 3'-5'-RNA exonuclease activity. The transcript has 7 exons. Bases 79 to 921 code for a protein of 280 amino acids.